UGCACGGUCGAAGGAGACGACUACUUUCUUGGGGCUUUUUCGCCUCCAAAAAGUACACCCGGCGAAGGAAUAUGGCUCGUUUAAAUCAGAUCAAACAUUGCUAAUGUACAUAUGGUUAAAUACGUCGGGGAAAGCUGCGCUGCGGCCGGUUUAUUGACCAGAAAGUAACGACUGAGCCUAAUCUGGACAAGCACCGAGGUCCGAAGAGAAAAGCUUGCAUUUAAACGAAGAGCAAAUCCCGCGACGUUUACAAGUUAUUUGAGCUUUUUUUAAUACUGUAAAGAAGCAUUUGAGGUAUUUCUCGUAGGUUACGUGUUAGUCUUACUGACAGAAAUGGAUCGAGGUGGCUGCCAAAUGAGUGGCGGAGGUGGCGGUGGUGACGGCGGGCCCGACCGACAGGGUACUAUGAUCACACUGGAGGACCUGGAGUCUUUCUCCGAGGACCAGCCUGCAGACUCGGGCAACGGCAGUCUCGAAGAGGAGGGUGAGACCAUGGAGGAAGACGAUGAACGACUGCUGCAUUACUGGCAGGACGUAGCGAGGGGACACCAAGUGGAAGUUGACGAAGAAAUGUCAAGACCCAUUCAGCAGCUAACCAGCAACAACCAAGGACGCAGUCAUAGAGAACACAUCCCGUUCACCCUCCUCACACGCAAAGAGAAGUGUGGGGAGCUGCUGUAUGAGAAACGCCACUAUGAAAAGGGCCACUGGGCUUGUAUAACACUGCGUGAGGACACGUAUGAACAGAGUAUCUGCUAUGGUUUUAUGAAGAUAAUGAGAUACAUCUGCGAGCAGAACUCUUCAGGUGACUACCUGGGUAUGACGCUGCCCAUUGUGACAGUGGUGCGCACAGAUGAGAACCACUCUGUGAUCUCCAAUGAUGUCACAGUGGCGUAUUACCUUCCUGCUCACCACCAGGCCCAGCCUCCUCCACCUCAAGACAAUGAGAUUGUCUUAGAGAUCUGGCCUGCCACUAUUGUAUACACAAGGCCCUUUAGCGGUCCCACCAAUGAAGUGACCAUCAUUAAUCAGAUUAAUGCCAUGGCUGAGCUGCUAGACUCUCCUGGUGUGUGUGUCAACGACUCGUUCAUUGUGGCCGGCUACACCAACCCUGCUCACAUCAACCGUCAAAAUGAGAUCUGGUUCCUUGAGCGACCCUGAAGGGUGAAAGGAUUAAGCAGCAUCCUAUCUGUGACCCUCUUGAGCCUCUUAAGACUCCCUUAACACUGCCCCAGCUCAGCUACAGCCUCAGGUGCAACAUCCUCUUUAGUCACCACCUCUACCUGAAAUGAACACCAGCCCAGCACACUCCAGAUCAGUCGGGGCUUGCAAAAAAAGAAAAAAAAAAUCAGCCCUUGUUCCAGCCUCAAAGAAUUUUCUUACAUCCUCAUCAGAUUGUCAUUUCACCCAAAAGAACCAAACUAUACCACUGCCAUACUCUCAUGGACACAACGCAGAUGCUACAGUGAAGCAUAGCAUUAAUCUCCUGCUCUAACUAUGAGAUGGUUAAAAACCUUUUCUAAGCACAGUGCCCUCCUGUUAAAUAGUUUUAACUCUUAAGCACUCUGUGAACUCAAUGACCAUGGAUUGCUGUCUGAAACAUGCAACAACCUGUCUUUCCACAGCGGAAAACAGGUUCCCAGUGGACAUGCAGCCUUAUUGUGCUCCUUUUCUGUUUGUUGCACAGCUAUGAUGUCUUGUCAUGUGGGGUGUAGGUCGGUGAACAUCAGUCAUUCUCUAGCUCGCUGGGGUGACAUAAACUUUGUCGCUGUUGAUCUGCAAUUUCUUUAUCUCUGGAUAAUAUAACUCACUACAGGUUACAGUCUUAUGGGAUGCAGUCACGCUGCAUAAACAGUUACUUUGAUUCAACUAUAAGUGCAAUAUUUAUCGGAUAACCAACAAUCAACAAGCUGGUUUUACAGUUCAUGGGUCACUAGCCUAACCAAAUCUAAUGGUGUUCAGUUGUGGAGGGCAGGAGAGGGGAACUGUAGCCUGCAACACAACACAGUAAACAACAUUAACACUUGGAAUAUCUUUUGGUUUCAACCAGGAAUAAGCUCAGCACAAUAGGUGACAGUAAUUAAGCAUCUGAACACAACAUGUCUGUGUGUGGUUUGUGCAUGAAUGUACAGCUACAAGGAGAGGCUGAAAACAAAUAUCACACUUCUACAAACCAAACACUGAAAAAUGUCACUGAUUUUACUGCUGCAUGACAAUCAAAGCACUACAUACAUCCUUUUUCUGUCAAGAAAACGAUGCAUUCCUCAUGUUUCCACAAGUCUUGUUCUCACACACAGGAAUAGUUACCUAUGUACCUCUUUCUCAUGCGCUUUCUACUUGCUACAGUCUGUGUCAAUGUUAGUGAGUAUGCAUUCACUACUGUAUUGAAAAUUCCACUGCUACCGGGUAGAGACAAUGCAACUACAAAAAGAAUUGGAGCACAGAGAAUAUCUCGACUGUGAUAUAAUCUUUUUUAAAUAGAUAAAAGUAUGCUCUGUUUUAGUUAAAACUAUUUUUAAUGUUUUAUCACCGAUGUACAGACAGAUUAUAAAGUCAGAGUAACAGUAUGUAUGUUUCUUUUCACUAUGUUUUAAAAUAAAACUUAACAGUGCAAUGCAACAAAAAUGAAGUGAUCCGCAUCUUACCAGCUACACAUACAGUUAACAGUAAUGUCAAAUGUUUCUGCUUUGUUUUAAAGGAAGUUACAUUUACUGCCCGGGUGUCACACAAAUAAUUUUAUGAUGCAUCCACAAAAACUGGAAGUGAACUAACCAAAUCAUCACAGUGUUGGAUUCGAUCAGGACAGGGGCAUCCUAUUAGAUACUUAAGCAGGCUGCUGUUGAGGCCUGUUUAAUAAGUGUAAAAAUACAAGUAAAAUUAAGCCCAAACUAGAAAAGUUUCAUCUCAUUAUCCACAAAAAGGUCAAAUCAAGACUUCAUCAUUCAAGAAAAUUAGUCUUGGGUUAGGGAGGUUGCCCAGUCUUAAUGUUUGGUUCAAGGCAUCAAAAUCCAAAGAAUUUAUAUUACAUUAAAUGAUUGUAGAGCUAAUAUGACAAUUGUAGUGUGUUAACACUUGCAAAGCCAUGAUUCGUGUGGGUUGGAUUUCCCUCUAAGAGCCUGGUUAUAUGGGAACAUCAAGUUUGAGGAUACAGUCAUUCUCCUUUCUGCUUACUUUAGUUUUGCAAAUGUGUGCUGUACUGUGAAAAUUCAAGUGCAACAACAAGAGCUACUGUGGUUUCUUUGUUCAAUAAACGUACUUGUAAACC
Molecule: messenger RNA, 3265 nt
Organism: Scomber scombrus (Atlantic mackerel)
Lineage: Eukaryota; Metazoa; Chordata; Actinopteri; Scombriformes; Scombridae
Gene: soul3
Product: heme-binding protein soul3
Exons: 5
Coding region: 334-1161 (275 amino acids)
Source: RefSeq, a predicted model, not a curated record